AUGACUGCUUGUAACGUAGAAGUAAUAAAAUCUGUUGGGCGAUAUUACAAUGCGCCGGUUGGAACAGUUUGUUACAAUACUGAGAAAGUUCUUACCACUGUUUUAAAUAAGCAAAAUGUGGAAGGAUUUGCUAGUAUAGUGUUAAAGUUGGUGACUAACGCUGGGAUUAUUUUAAGUCAGGAACAGAUGCUGUUAAGUUAUCAGUGGUUAGAGCAUAUUGCCAUGUAUGCAAAUCAAGCCGCUGUGAAUCCAAUGUUUGCCAAAAGCUUUUUGAAGGACAUAAAUAAGGCCUUGGAAAUAAACACUUAUUUAACUGGGCAGAGUUUGACUGUUACAGAUAUUGCUGCAUAUUAUGUACUAUAUCCAUUAAUUGAACGGUUAUCAAUCACUGAAUGUGAAUCAUUGAUUCACCUAUGUAGGUGGACAAGGCAUAUCCAAGCUCAACCUAAAGUGUGCAACAAGCGAGCACCUAUACAACUCAAUACCCUGAAUCUUUCAAUUUUAGCUCCUACAAUACACUAA
Messenger RNA from Arctia plantaginis, 522 nucleotides. The record is from the annotation of a GenBank genome assembly. Lineage: Eukaryota; Metazoa; Arthropoda; Insecta; Lepidoptera; Erebidae.